AAAUGUAUAUUUAUCGAUCCGUAAAACGAAAGUAUUAAUAAUUAAGCAUUAUACACGUAUAUAUAUAUAUAUCGAUUUCGUUAGUCAGCCAUAGAAACACGUUUGCUAUUUUAUUUUCUUUUAUUUUUCUUUUAUUUACUUAUUUAUUUUUAUUUUUACUUUUUUUUUAUUUUUUUUAUUUAUCUGGAUUAAUUAAACAUUAAUGCUUAUGUAACUUUAAUUUAAUCGGACUAAUAGAAAAAGACAGUUAAUAAAAUAUUUAAGAUUAAGAUUAGAACGUCUAGAAAAUGAAUGUUUAAUCGUGCAUAAAACGAAACCCACCACGUUUUUACAGUUUGAUCGUAAUAAUUUAUCACAGUAUAAAGAUAGCUACUAUAGUAUCGUAUACGUCGAGAUAUUGAUAUUCCUUGGACGAAGCGAAAACGCAUCAAUAUUCUUAUUCGUCUACGUAAGAAUAUAAUUGUAACGAACAUUGACAAUAAGAAAGAUACUUUUCAGAGAACAACACCGGAUGUCUAUCUUCGGUAGUAGACCGUUAUCUGAACGAGCAAUCGUUGAGACUCGAUAAGAGUUAAUAACGAUUUAAAAAGAAAAAGAGAGAGAGAGAGAGAGAGAGAGAGAGAGAGAAAGAGAGAAGAAAAAAGAAAAAACUUCAUCAUAUCGAGUUCUUUACGAAAAAAGCAGUAUGGCCUUGGCAAAGAUCAGGAGUUUUAUCGACAAUGGCUUGAAAACUGUGUCGACGCCUUUGGAUCGUACCGUCAACUUAGAACCGGAAGUAGGCGUCAGAAUCAUUCAUUCGCCAAAUGAAAAAACUCUCUGCGUAACCGUCAUUGGUGCAAGACACUUACCGCAAAAUUUUGGCUUCACCAGAGUCAACAGUUACGUCGUCAAGGUGAAGCUAAUACCAAGUAAAGAAAAAUUCGAGACAACUUCGAAAAACGAAUCGUGGCCUCAAUGGAACGAGGAAUUCACUUUUCAUUUACGAAAAGAGACAAAGAUCAAGUUUGGUAAGUCGAAGGUCGUAGAGGAAGAAAUAAAUGGCUCGAAAUUCAUCGUAGUCACGCUCUAUGCCAUUCUCGAAGACAAACCGUUGAUAGCAACGGAAAAGAAAGAAGCUGAUAAAGAGAAAAAUUCGUCACCUGCUAAAGACAGCGGUAAAAAGGGUGGUAAAAAGGGACAGGAGGGAUCAUCGAAUGAUCAUCAGGAUUCCUGUAAGAGUAAGAUAUUUGGUCAGUUUUUUAGUACAGGACAGGAUAAAAAUUCAGACGCUCAAAUCAGCGAAAGGAAAAUCUUCGACAAAAGACGAACCGUCGGUGCAACCACGAUAUCUCUAGAUUUGAAAAACUUCAUAAUAAAACCACCAAAAUCGAAGCACGCCAGUGACGUAUCAACUGGCGACUUGUGGAGACCUCUCAGACCGAUUAGCAGUGGCAUUUCUAUUACCGACGAUAAAAAAGAAAGUAAAAAGGGCAAAAUCGAGUUGUCCCUUUGCCUUGAAAAAACAGAUAAAAAGGAUGAUAACUGUGGACUCCUCGUGUUAUGUCUUCAUCGUCUGAGAUGUUCAAUACAGACAAUGCACGAACACGAAGUAUUGAAGGGACAAAUGUACCUGAAAAUGUCGGUCAUUGAGAGCGGCAGGAUAACACAUUUUUGGAAGAGCGAUCGUUUUGCACCUUGCGUUUCGAUGAAAUUUUCACCUGACAUGGCUAGGGUCGCCGCAGAAAAUCCUUAUCAGGGUGCUCUCAAGGAUGUGAGCUUCGUCAUAAAAUACGUUUCGAAAAAUAAAAUGGGUAAGAAAACGACAGUCGGUCAUUUUGCUAUCGGACCCGACGUUGGUGGCCCUUAUGGCGAACAAUGGAAACAGGCUCUGGCAAAACCAGGACAGCAGAUAACGAAAUGGCAAUCAUUCGAGUAAUAAUGCAUUCGUCCGAAUAUAACUUUUUUUCGUUCCGUUAUGUUCUCACUUGCCGCAGAUAAAUUUUCUUUUGGUAUUCGUAGGAAAAAAAAAAAAAAAGAAAAAAAAAAAGAAUUGUCGACAUAACCAAUACGAAUACGAAAUGUCUAUUUUAGUAUACUAAAAAUAUUAACCGUCCACUAAAAAUAUAAUGUUUAAUAAAAAGAAUUAGAUUAAGUUUGUUCUGGUGACAGUAAAGGCUGACUGAUAUAUUUUCUACAGAAAUCAGAAUUUAAAUAAUAGAAUACUCUUGCUGUGA
Vespa mandarinia (Asian giant hornet) is the source of this 2213-nucleotide messenger RNA. RefSeq lists its product as uncharacterized. Gene Ontology annotation, molecular function: SNARE binding; calcium ion binding; clathrin binding. Gene Ontology annotation, biological process: calcium-ion regulated exocytosis. Lineage: Eukaryota; Metazoa; Arthropoda; Insecta; Hymenoptera; Vespidae. Gene Ontology annotation, cellular component: plasma membrane; exocytic vesicle. The record is from RefSeq and is a predicted model, not a curated record.